This is a messenger RNA of Ipomoea nil (Japanese morning glory), 1892 nucleotides long. Its product is annotated as folate synthesis bifunctional protein, mitochondrial. The record is from RefSeq and is a predicted model, not a curated record. The transcript is spliced from 2 exons. Gene Ontology annotation, molecular function: dihydropteroate synthase activity; 2-amino-4-hydroxy-6-hydroxymethyldihydropteridine diphosphokinase activity. The coding region runs from base 208 to 1731 and encodes 507 amino acids. Gene Ontology annotation, biological process: tetrahydrofolate biosynthetic process. NCBI's taxonomy places the organism in Eukaryota, Viridiplantae, Streptophyta, Magnoliopsida, Solanales, Convolvulaceae.
CUCUCUCUCAGUCUCUUACACUGAAGUGAAGGUAAUAUAUCCGUAGCUUUAUUGGCUCUGUAUUCAUUGUUUCUGAUUUUCUUCUUCAUCUAGAACUCCAGAUGAAUUUCACUGAUAAAUCCACCGGCUUCAAAUUUUGCACAGUUCUUAGGCAAUUGAUGGGUUUCAGAAAUCUAUUUUGAGCACCUGUUGGGCCAUUCUUGAAGUAUGAAUAUUUUCAAACAGUUGGUGCCCACCAAGUUUUCUUGGAGAUGUGUUAAGAAGCCUUCUAAUGUGCUGGGUUGUUUUCUUUUCCAUUCGUCUUCUAAUGGCGUGGUGGAAGUUCACUCUCAAGAGCAAGAAGUAGUUAUUGCUUUGGGAAGUAAUGUGGGAGAUAGGCUUCAUAAUUUCGAUGAAGCCUUGGAGCAAAUGCGAAAUUCGGGGAUUAAAAUUACUAGGCAUGGUUGCUUGUACGAGACUGCCCCUGCGUAUGUUACUGAUCAGCCUCGGUUUCUAAAUUCUGCUGUGAGAGGCGUUACAAAGCUUGGACCUUUCGAGUUGUUACGGGUGCUCAAGAAGAUUGAGAGGGACAUGGGACGUAGUGACGGGAUUAGGUACGGUCCGAGACCGAUUGACUUGGAUAUCUUGUUCUAUGGGAAGUUCAAGAUUAAUUCCGAGAGUCUUAUUGUUCCACACGAGAGAAUUUGGGAGAGACCCUUUGUGGUUGGACCGUUGAUUGAUCUACUCGGGUCAGAUAUAGACAGCGAUACAGUGGCGUGCUGGCAUUCGUUCUCGAGGCAUUCUGGUGGACUCUUUGGCGUGUGGGAUAAACUAGGUGGCGAUUCGCUUGUUGGAAAAGACGGUAUGAGAAGGGUUUUGCCGGUUGGGAAUCGUCUAUGGGAUUGGUCAUCGAAAACGUCUGUUAUGGGUAUCCUUAAUUUGACCCCCGAUAGUUUUAGCGAUGGCGGGAAGUAUCUCUCGGUGGAGGCUGCCGUUACACAAGUUCGUUCCAUGCUCACGGAGGGAGCGGAUAUAAUCGACUUCGGUGCACAGUCGACCCGCCCAAUGGCUUCGAAAAUUUCGGCCGAAGAAGAACUAGGCAGACUGAUUCCCGUCGUGGAGGCUGUUACCAAGAUGCCCGAGGCCGAGGGGAAGCUCUUAUCGGUCGACACUUUCUACUCACAAGUCGCUUCCGAAGCCAUCAGUAAGGGGGUUCACAUCGUGAACGAUGUCUCGAGUGGACGCCUCGAUUCCAACAUGCACACCGUCGUUGCAGCCCUUAAAGUUCCCUAUAUCGCUAUGCACAUGAGAGGCGAUCCUUCCACAAUGCAAAACCGCGAAAAUCUAAUAUACGACGAUGUCUGCAAAGAAGUUGCGUCCGAGGUGUAUGCACGCGUUCGGGAUGCCGAGUUAGCGGGUAUCCCGGCUUGGAGGGUCAUCAUAGACCCGGGAAUCGGAUUCUCAAAGAACACUAAACAAAACCUCGAUAUUCUCAUGGGCAUCCAAACUAUUCACACCGAGAUUGCCAAGAAAAGCUUAGCUGUCUCCCACGCUCCCCUACUGGCCGGACCUUCCCGAAAGAGAUUCUUAGGCGAAGUUUGUGAUCAUGCCGCUGCAGCUGAGCGUGAUCCCGCAACCGUCGCUUCAGUCACCGCCGCAGUUCUGAAUGGCGCCAAUAUCGUAAGAGUGCAUAAUGUUAGAGACAAUGCAGAUGCAGUGAGGCUCUGUGAUGCAAUGCUGGGCAGAAGGUGAUAGCUAACAUUGUUUAACAGAUCGAUAUCCCGAGUAAAAAACGAGAACCUAGGCCGGUUUAUUUUCUCGUGGCCCUUUGUUAGUUUAGGGUCGUCACAAGGCGGGCCCGGGGGUUUACGCUAUGAGCAGCCUGGAUAGUAACUGCGGGUUUCCCUUGUCAC